UUUUAACUCAUCAAACAUUAUUAAUUCACUCACUUUUACAUAUCAAAAUCAUUUUGUUUUGAGUCUUAAUCAUGUAAUAUUCAUGAUUUUAACCGAAAGUUAAGUAAAGUAUGAUCAGUAAUUAUCUCAGUAAUGAUUCUAACAUGAGUUGUCCUUAACAAUUUGUCAUUUACUUGAGUUGAAUCAUUUGAUAUAUAUACGCGUCAAAAUCAUGAUUAUAUUGUCCUAGUAAGAAUAAAUCAGAUGGUAAAAAGUUGUACGGAGAUUUGAUAUACUAAAGCGUGGGAACUUGUAAUUUUCCACCUCUCAACAUUUAAUGUAUGAUAGCGGGGAUGUCACUUGGAAGCACCGGAAUUGUUGGAAACUUGAUUGUAUAUCUUACAAGAGAAUUCAAUAUAAAGAGCAUCACUGCAACUCAAAUUUCAAAUGUUGUCGUUGGAAGCACCAGUAUAUUUCCAGUAGUGGCCGCAAUCGUUGCUGAUUCUUUCUUUGGUUCUUUCUAUGUUGCCUUUGCUUCUUCUUGUAUUUUAUUGCUGGGCACAAUUCUAUUAUUUUUGACAGAAACAAUCAAUUCAUUAAAGCCUCAUCCAUGCAGCAAAGAUUCAUCUACUACAUGCAAACCACCAACAGGAAUCCAAUACACAGUUUUAUACAUAAGCAUAUUAUUAAUAUCAAUUGGUUUUGGUGGUUCGCGUUUCACAGCAGCAUCAUUAGGUGCAAAUCAAUUUGACAAACCAGAACAUCAAGGAACAUUUUUCAACUGGUACUUCUUCACUUUCUAUGUUGCUUCAGGAGCUGCAUUAACUGGAAUUAUUUACAUUGAAGAUAAUUUGGGUUGGGCUAUAGGAUUUGGUAUUUGUGCUGUGGCUGCUUUUGUUGGUGUGGUUGUUUUUGUGUUAGGUUAUCGAUUUUAUCGGGCCGAAAAGCCACAGGGAAGUGCGAUUUUGGACUUGGGACGUGUUUUUGUUGCAUCUGCUCGUAAGUGGAGGUGUAAGCUUUCAUCCAGAGCUGAGGAUUACUAUGGUAGUUCUUCCGGUCAUGAUGUUUUGGUUCAUGUGCUGCCUCCGCCAAUACCGGGAAAAGGAUUAAGGUUUUUCAACCGUGCCGCUCUAAUAACUGAUGCAGACCUACACUCAAAUGGCACAAUUAAGAAAUCAUCAUGGAGACUAUGCACAAUUCAACAAGUGGAAGAUUUCAAAAAAAUAGUUGGAAUAUUACCAUUAUGGACUUCAAGUCUAUUCCUAUCAAUUCCAAUAGUAAUGCAAAUGGACUUCAUUAUACUUCAAGCUUUAGUCAUGGAUCGUUCUUUAGGAUACCAUUUUGAAAUCCCAGCUGGUUCUAUUUCUGUUAUAGUCUUAAUAUCAGCACCCAUUUUCCUCACUUUUCUUGACAGGGUGCUAUUGCCAAGUUGGCAUAAGGUUACCAGAAAAUCUCCUAAGCUGCUCCAUCAAAUAGGAGUAGGACAUGUGUUCAAUGUUCUUGGCAUGGUGGUCUCUGCUCUUGUUGAAUCGAAGAGACUCAAAUUAGCGCAUGAACAUGUUUCAAUGUCUGUAUUAUGGUUGUUUCCACAAUUAGUGUUGGUUGGUAUCGGAGAAGCGUUUCAUUUUCCUGGACAAGUUACAUUCUAUUAUCAACAAUUUCCACAAUCGCUAAAGAGCACAUCAACUGCAACGGUUUCAAUGCUUAUAGGGGUUGCUUUUUACAUGAGCAAUGCAUUAAUUGAUCAAGUUCGUAGGAGUACUGAUUGGUUACCUGAUGACAUAAAUCAUGGGAAGAUUGACAAUGUGUACUGGAUGUUAGUCCUACUCGGGGGUAUAAACUUUGUGUAUUACUUAUUUUGUUCUUCUCCUUACAAGUAUGAAAAUGUUUAAGAGGAUGUGAUGUUAUGAUAAAUGUUAUCACAAGCAAUAAUGGUAAUAAGUUCUUUUCUCCUACAUUCUAUGAAAAAUAUUAUCCAUUA
This is a messenger RNA of Medicago truncatula (barrel medic), 1960 nucleotides long. RefSeq names its product protein NRT1/ PTR FAMILY 2.6. Gene Ontology annotation, cellular component: membrane. Gene Ontology annotation, biological process: transmembrane transport. The record is from RefSeq and is a predicted model, not a curated record. NCBI's taxonomy places the organism in Eukaryota, Viridiplantae, Streptophyta, Magnoliopsida, Fabales, Fabaceae. The coding region runs from base 321 to 1871 and encodes 516 amino acids. Gene Ontology annotation, molecular function: transmembrane transporter activity. The transcript is spliced from 4 exons.